Linum tenue is the source of this 256-nucleotide messenger RNA. Lineage: Eukaryota; Viridiplantae; Streptophyta; Magnoliopsida; Malpighiales; Linaceae. The record is from the annotation of a GenBank genome assembly.
CCCUAAGAAUGCAUCAUUAAGUGUCGAAAAGGAAACAAAGACCUUGGCUUUAUCAUACAUAUGAUCUCCACUCUCCAUGGACCAAACCAGAUCAAAAUCCCCAUCUGUGAAUGGCUGAUCCAAAGCAUUCCAACUUGGAAGAAUGGUAGAAGAAGUUGACCUGGUCAGCUAUAUCUUGAGCACCUCCAAGAGCAUCGACUCUUUGACAGUGCUCCCCUGUCACUUGUAUCCAUAUUCCUGGCUAAGUAGCCUACAU